AUUACGUCAGCGGAAGUGUUUUGAGCGCCCGUAAGCGAGGUCACAUUGGUUCAGUUUUGUAAUGUUUUGAGAAUCAUGGCCACAAUGGAGGCAACAAACGCAGAGGAGAUCCAACUGAGACAUGUGGAAAAAGAUGUUCUGAUCCCCAAGAUGAUGAGGGAGAAAGCCAAGGAGCGCUGUGCUGACAAGGUUGAAGCCUUCAACCACUGCUGUAAAGACUCUGGUUUCUUCAUGGUGUUUAAGUGUCGAGAGGAGAAUGCAGCCCUGAAGGAAUGUCUGACGCUACACUACAAGGACCCUGUGUUUUUCGAAGAAUGCAAACAGGAGUACAUCCGAGAAAAACUGGAAUUUGAGAGGACAGGAGUCCCAACCAAGAGCAGGAAACAAAAGCUUCCAACUAGCAUGUAAUAAACAACAUGAUAACCACACAUCUUUUAAGGCGUGCAGCCUCAGACUUUGCCCAAAACCUGCAUCACACCCUACACCAAGACACAGGGUGGCAGUAUGGUCAAGUUCAUUAGUGACUGAAAUUAAUUAACAUGAAUGGUGCAUCGUCAAAAUUCUCUCUACUUUUAAUGUUCAGUUCAUCUGCAAAACAUCAAAAUGCCACAAAUGUUUGAAUAAAGUGACCUUCCCUCACUUGACUAGUAGGAAGGAUUGCACCAGUCAAUCUUCUGGAAGAUCUUCAGAAAAGUGCAGUACUUGGGCUUUGGUGGCCGCUGACUGCUUUGUCAUGUGUUUAUUAUACAAGCCAUGACAGCACAAGUGGUUAUAAAGAGUCUACUUUGUUGCCUUUGCUUGGCUCUGGAGCUUGAAAAAUCACCUGCAGAAGGAAUUGUGUGUUAAUUUACAGUAAAUUUGAAGACUUGGAGACUUGUACAGUUAGAGACCUCUGACAUUUAACCAAGAAUGUGAUCGUGUGGCGUUGUAAAUAAUAAAAUUUCAAUAUCAGAAAA
This is a messenger RNA of Stegastes partitus (bicolor damselfish), 956 nucleotides long. It is a transcript of the gene cmc1, whose product is annotated as C-x(9)-C motif containing 1. Lineage: Eukaryota; Metazoa; Chordata; Actinopteri; Pomacentridae. The coding region runs from base 76 to 408 and encodes 110 amino acids. The record is from RefSeq and is a predicted model, not a curated record. Gene Ontology annotation, cellular component: mitochondrion. The transcript has 4 exons.